GCCCCGCCACGUCCUCAGUUUCCUGGUGCGUCACUUCCGCCCCCACCUUGUCACCCGCCCGGCCACUGCAGCCGGAAGUUGAGGGAACCUGAGGAGGAAGGGGCGAGGCCAGAUAAGGGCGUGGUCUGCGUGGGCGGGUCCGGAAGCUUUUGCCUUGACCAAGCCGCGUAGAAGGCGGUGGCGGCGAGUUAAGAUUGGCUCCGGACGUAAUGGCGGACUGGACCCGGGGGGUUGUGCGGACUCCUCAGUGGUCAUCCACAGUGGUCGGGUGGAUACAACCCCUCAGCUGCUUCCUCUUAAUCACAGCUCAGAGUACUGACGUGGUGGAAGAGAUUCUGGACCAGGAAAACAAGAGGAUGGCUGACAGCUUGGCCUCCAAGGUCACCAGGCUCAAAUCGCUGGCCCUGGACAUCGAUAGGGAUGCGGAGGACCAAAACCGGUACCUGGAUGGGAUGGACUCGGAUUUCACCAGCAUGACCAGCCUGCUUACAGGGAGCGUGAAGCGCUUCUCCACCAUGGCAAGGUCUGGGCGAGACAACCGGAAGCUUCUGUGUGGUGUGGCUGUGGGCCUAAUCGUGGCCUUCUUCAUUCUCUCCUACCUUUUGUCAAGGGCAAGGACGUGAGCCAUUGGGAACUGGCUUUUGCGGGUGCCAAGGGCAGCCCGGGUCUUCCCCACCUGGUGUUCUGGGCUCCAGAGGACUUACGUACAAGAUACUCUUUUGAAAUUACAA
Nycticebus coucang (slow loris) is the source of this 731-nucleotide messenger RNA. It is a transcript of the gene BET1L, whose product is annotated as Bet1 golgi vesicular membrane trafficking protein like. Gene Ontology annotation, molecular function: SNAP receptor activity. Gene Ontology annotation, biological process: retrograde transport, endosome to Golgi; regulation of retrograde vesicle-mediated transport, Golgi to ER. Lineage: Eukaryota; Metazoa; Chordata; Mammalia; Primates; Lorisidae. The record is from RefSeq and is a predicted model, not a curated record. Bases 210 to 623 code for a protein of 137 amino acids. Gene Ontology annotation, cellular component: SNARE complex; Golgi trans cisterna. The transcript is spliced from 4 exons.